GGUUUUCCUUCCUUUCACACACAUCCUCACGUCCUCUUUCCUUCUCCAUGAACAGGGUGCCCUGUUCCCAGACCGGAGCUGAUCUGCCAGCCAGACCCGGGGCGGGAGCUGUGGAUGGUGAAGACAGAUCUCUCCCGAGGCGCCUGUCCAGGUGACAAAGAGAAAUGCAAGACCACAGAAUCUACCACUUGUGAGCCAGCCCUGUGCGAGAGAUUCUCAGUCCAGGAACAACUAACGCAGACAGUUCCAGGGGACUCCCAAGGAGACCAAACCAAGGACCAGCGUGGCCCAUCACAAGUGUCCCUGCAGGAAGGACACGUGGGACCAGGGAUAGACCCUCCGAGGGAGAGGCUCCCUGGGAGCCCUGACCAUGGCGGCUCAGGGACACCUGACGGGGUGUGUGUGAGGACUGUGCAGGAGCCAGCUCCUCCAGGAGGUGCUGUCCUUCACCAUGGCUCACAUGAAUUACGGAAAGAUCCCAUGAUUCAAGAAGAGGAAAAUAUCUUUAAAUGCAGUGAAUGUGGGAAAGUGUUUAACAAGAAACACCUUCUUGCGGGACAUGAAAAGAUUCACUCUGGAGUGAAGCCCUAUGAAUGCACAGAAUGUGGGAAAACAUUUAUUAAGAGCACGCACCUCCUUCAACACCACAUGAUCCACACAGGGGAGAGGCCCUAUGAGUGCAUGGAGUGUGGGAAGGCCUUCAACCGCAAGUCCUACCUGACACAACACCAGCGGAUUCACAGUGGAGAGAAGCCCUAUAAGUGCAAUGAAUGUGGAAAGGCCUUCACCCACCGCUCCAAUUUUGUCUUGCAUAAGAGGAGACACACUGGAGAAAAAUCCUUUGUCUGCAAAGAAUGUGGGCAAGUUUUUCGACACAGGCCAGGAUUUCUCCGACAUCACAUCGUCCACAGCGGCGAGAACCCCUAUGAGUGCUUCGAGUGUGGGAAGGUCUUCAAACACAAGUCAUACCUCAUGUGGCACCAGCAGACUCACACUGGGGAGAAGCCCUAUGAGUGCAGUGAGUGUGGGAAAGCCUUCUGUGAGAGCGCGGCCCUCAUCCACCACUACGUCAUCCACACGGGGGAAAAGCCCUUUGAAUGCCUCGAGUGCGGGAAGGCCUUCAACCACAGGUCCUACCUCAAGAGGCACCAGCGGAUCCACACGGGGGAGAAGCCUUUUGUGUGCACGGAAUGUGACCGGGCCUUCACCCACUGCUCCACUUUCAUCCUGCACAAGAGGGCCCACACUGGAGAAAAGCCGUUCGAGUGUAAGGAAUGUGGCAAAGCCUUCAGCACCAGGAAAGACCUCAUCCGGCACUUCAGCAUCCACACUGGAGAGAAACCCUAUGAGUGCGGUGAGUGUGGGAAGGCCUUCAACCGCAGGUCAGGCCUCACGAGGCAUCAGCGGAUUCACAGCGGAGAGAAGCCCUAUGAGUGCAUGGAGUGCGGCAAAUCCUUUUGCUGGAGCACUAACCUCAUCCGACACGCCAUCAUCCACACCGGGGAGAAACCCUAUAAGUGCAGUGAGUGUGGGAAGGCCUUCAGUCGUAGCUCAUCCCUCACUCAGCAUCAAAGGAUGCAUUCUGGGAGAAACCCUGUCAGUGUAACACAUGUGGAGAGGCCCUUCCCAAGUGGUCAGACUGCGCUCACGCUCCGAGAGCUCCUGUUGGGGAAGGACUUUUUGAAUGUAAACACCGAGGAAAAUCUUUUGUCAGAGAAAACAUCCACCACAGCAUCUGAUUGUACUUACCAGAGAGAGACCCCACAAGGAUCUUCACUGUGAGAAAAGAUCAUUGUUGCAGAUCAUCACUGUCACAUGAAGACACAUUUUAGAAAGUGACCCAGCCUAGAGCCUUAUUGUCAUCUGAGGAUUUCUCUAUGAGGGCAUGCACCAAGGAACCCUUCGCCUCCAUCUUUUUACUUAGUUUACAUCGCAGUAUAUCUCAGGAAUUUUUUUUUUUAGUAGAGAAAAUGCAAUGAGACUUCUCUGUUAAGCCUACAGCACUUUGUCGUGGAUUACCUAGUUUACUUGGGGCAAGAGGAAUGUUGUUUCAGGGUGAAAGGCCUUGAUUCUUGGUGUGUUUUGUAUACAUUCAUUGUUGUCUAGGGUCAGGAGAGUUAGAAGUUGAGGGCAAGUAUUUAAGAAAAGGAUGCACAUAUGAAAGGGCAGACCAGUUAAGACUGUUAAGGCUUAGAUUUUUUUAAAAAUUAUGUGAUUUUAAGACAUAAAACAUUUUUUUAAUUCCUAUUUAUUGUUUUAUUUCUGUAUUAGACUGUAAAUCUUAAAAUUCAGUAAAGUGAUCCCUCUCUAUACAUUAUUUGAAAUUGACUUAGCUUUCCUAGUUUCUUUAACUUUUCAUAUAAAUCUUAAGGUAAGUUUAUCUAUUCUUACCAAAAAAAAUCUUACUCUCAUUUUCUUAGAAGUUGAUUUACAAUGUAGGUCGGUUUGAGAAUCAGCAUUAUGAACAAGUAUAUGAUAUGACUACAUUUAAUUAAUAACUCUUGAUUUCAUUAGCAUUUUAUCUAGGUUUUUGUUUUUGAGUGGUAGUGGCAUUGAUUUUUAAAUUUAAAUUUUCCACACGAUCUUAGGUAGUACACAAUAAUGUAAUUAUUUUUGGGGGGUGGUUUUGGUAGCCUGCUAAACUCACUUAUGAUUAGCCAUUUCUUUGGAUAGAAUCCUUGGGUUCUCUACCUAGAAAUGUCAACUGCAACUAGUUUUAUUUCUUCCUUCCCAAUUUGUAUACCUGUUAUUCUGUUAUUUCCUUUUCUCAUUGCACUGACUAGGACUUCAGUAUGAUGUUGAAUAGGAGUAGUAAGGAAGGACAUCCUUGACUGGUUCCUGAGACCUAGCGGAGGGAACAUUCAGUUUUUCGUCAUUAAGUACCAUACUAACUGUAAGUUUUCAUAGUUUUCUCAUCAAAUUUAUAAAGUUUCCCUCUAUUCUUAAUUUUCUGAGAUCUUUAUUGUUAUGAAUAGGUAUUGGGUUUUGUCAAGUGCUUUGCAUCAAUUGAUAUGAUCAUCUGAUUUUUUUCCUCCAUAUCCUGUUGAUACUACGGUAUUGCAUUGAGUAUUGAAUAUUGAACCAGCCUUGCAUUCUUGCAAUAAACCCACUUGGUUGUGGAGUAUAAUUCUUUUUAUAUACCAUAUUAAAGCAUUCCAUUUGAAUAUA
This is a messenger RNA of Myotis lucifugus (little brown bat), 3168 nucleotides long. Its product is annotated as zinc finger protein 264. The record is from RefSeq and is a predicted model, not a curated record. Lineage: Eukaryota; Metazoa; Chordata; Mammalia; Chiroptera; Vespertilionidae. The transcript has 2 exons. The coding region runs from base 115 to 1782 and encodes 555 amino acids. Gene Ontology annotation, molecular function: DNA-binding transcription repressor activity, RNA polymerase II-specific; RNA polymerase II cis-regulatory region sequence-specific DNA binding. Gene Ontology annotation, biological process: negative regulation of transcription by RNA polymerase II.